GCGCACGCCCCCGUCAUCAACGUGUAACUCACGAGCACUUGCAUCGUUUUUGACCGCACUCGGCGAAACGCUCCCACUGGUUCACGCGUCGAAGGAAUCGUUGCAAAUUCCACGCGUUCGCUAGCACACAGCUCAAAAAUACAGCAAAAACCAUCAUUGUACUGCAUCCCUGAACAUAAUGCAGCUCAAAGCCAUCAAUGGCAUCAUCGCAUUGGCAUGCGCCACCAAAGCGCUGCAGCGGCCACGCGUCAUCAUUGCGCCCGCGCAAUUCGGCGUGCCGAAGGAUUACGACGACCUGAGCGCGUUGCUCCGGCAGCGCGGCCACACCGUCGCGUGCGCGCCGCUGAGUCGACUCUCGUGGCUGCGAAUCGUGCCAUCGGUUUUCACCGAAGCGUUUUUCAAGGGCGAGCUCAAGCCGCAGGGCACCCUGGACUUCUUCUUCGAGGCGCUCGACGCGGCCGUCGCGGACGUGGGGCCGGACGAAGACAUAGCAAUCCUAGGCCACAGCAUCGGCGGCUGGGUGGCCCGCGCGUGGGUCGUCGACCGGGGCGAGCAGCGCGUCAAGCGCUUCGUGACGCUGGGCACGCCGCACAACGAGCCCCCGGAGGGCCUGUUCUCGAACAUCGACCAGACGAGAGGUUUACUGAAAUACGUCCGCGCGAACUGCCCGCCGGACGCGUCCAUUUUCACGUGCGUCGCGGGCACGGCCACGUCGACCGCCGCGCUCGGCGACGUCUUCAAGCUCGAUGCGUGGGACGAAGAGUUGAGGCGGAGCCCGCUGCUCGAGGCGCUGGUCUCGUUGCCGUCCUACCUGGCGCUCUCCGGGAAGAACCCGUUCGGCGUCAAGGGCGACGGCCUCAUCCCCGUGGCGACGGCCAGUGCGGAAAUCAACUAGUGCGUCAGGCCGGCCUGGAGGUAUUAUUUGCUAUUCUGGCCGCCUCGACGCAGCGCGAGAGUGCUUGGCGUCCUCGCACGAGGCGUCUUGGGCUUACUCGCCCGAACGUUUGAUUUCCGCACAGGCGACGGCCUGCCUCGCGGACUGCCCGUCCAUCGAGGUCGACUGCCACCACAGCGACUUCGUCCCGACGGCGCUGGACUCGAUCCGCCUGCCGGAGACGUACCCCUGGUACGGGUCGCCCGCGGUCUUCGAGGCCUGGGCCGACGCCCUAAGCAUCAACUAG
This is a messenger RNA of Pelagomonas calceolata, 1181 nucleotides long. NCBI's taxonomy places the organism in Eukaryota, Pelagophyceae, Pelagomonadales, Pelagomonadaceae. The record is from the annotation of a GenBank genome assembly.